UUUAACAACUUGCAGUCCGUGAAUGCAGCACAGUAAUCGAGCCGCCUGUAUUCUUUACACGGCGUCUAUCUGCGGCCAUGGUAACACUUUCCUCAACACUGGACCUAAAAUUCAAAAAUACAACACAAACAAGUGCUUUUCAUGCAGUUAUUAUUCAGCAUGAAUUUGGCAGAGAUAUGUGAUAACGCCAAGAAGGGUCGUGAGUAUGCUUUGCUGGGGAACUAUGACUCCUCCAUUGUGUACUACCAGGGCGUCAUUCAGCAGAUCCACAAGCACUGUCAGUCCCUCAGAGACCCUGCAAUUAAAGUCAAAUGGCAACAGGUCAGGCAGGAACUGACUGAGGAGUAUGAGCAGGUGAAAGGCAUCAUGGGAACGCUCGAAAGCUUUAAGUUAGAGAGGCCAGUUGACAUUCUUGCCCCUCAAUCUGAGGAGAGACCUGAGGAUCCAGCAGUAUGGCCCCCUCCUACCCCUGCAGAACACAGGAAUCUAGUUGCAGUGAAGCGCCCCAAUAGUGCGGCAAGGCAGCAUAGGAAAGAGUCCCCUGGUCUGCAGCAUCAAGGGGCAGGGCCAGGAGGCCGUGGUCUAAACCCUAAACCAGACCGACCGGGUUUGAGAGACGCCCGAGGCACAAAGCCCAAAGACGAUAAGGGGAAGAAAGGGUCUUCAGAAGGAGAUGUAGAGCAGAGGAAGUUUGAUGGCAAGGGGUAUGACAGCGACCUCGUGGACUCACUGGAGAGAGAUAUUGUGUCCCGCAACCCUAAUGUGCACUGGGACGACAUCGCUGAUCUGGAAGAUGCUAAGAAGCUGCUGAGAGAAGCGGUGGUAUUACCCAUGUGGAUGCCUGACUUCUUUAAGGGCAUUCGUCGCCCCUGGAAGGGCGUGUUGAUGGUCGGCCCUCCCGGGACAGGGAAGACCAUGUUAGCCAAAGCUGUGGCCACAGAAUGUGGGACUACUUUCUUCAAUGUGUCCUCCUCCACCCUCACCUCCAAAUACAGGGGAGAGUCCGAAAAACUUGUUCGUCUGCUGUUUGAAAUGGCGCGCUUUUAUGCACCAACAACCAUCUUCAUAGACGAGAUUGACUCCAUCUGUGGCAGAAGAGGAACAUCUGAUGAGCACGAAGCUAGCCGCAGGGUCAAAUCCGAACUUCUGGUUCAGAUGGAUGGUGUCGGAGGGGCUCUGGAUAAUGAUGACCCCUCUAGGAUGGUGAUGGUCCUUGCCGCCACCAAUUUCCCCUGGGACAUCGACGAGGCGUUACGACGACGGCUAGAAAAGCGGAUCUACAUUUCCCUGCCCACAGCUAUUGGUCGCAUAGAACUUCUAAAGAUCAACCUGAAGGAGGUGGAGUUGGCUGAUGAUGUGGACCUGGACUUCAUUGCUGAGAAGAUCGAAGGCUACUCCGGUCUCUGUCUUUAUGUUUAUAUCAGGGAUGCAUCCAUGAUGGCAAUGCGUCGUCGAAUCCAAGGCCUAAGCCCCGAGGAGAUCCGAGCUCUGUCCAAAGAUGAACUGCAGAUGCCUGUGACCAUGGAGGACUUCACCCUGACACUCAAGAAGAUCUCAAAGUCUGUCUCUUCUGCCGACCUGGAGAAAUACAUAGCCUGGAUGGCUGAGUUUGGGUCAGUAUAGAGAACAGUACCGUUUAGACCCACAGGGACCAGGACUUUGAAAAUGAUGAAAGCCUUGACAAUGAGGGACUCGCCAGUGUGUGUCACAGAGUGGAGUGAACUUGAGUGUGUGAACCAGGCAGCACAUCAGGGAUCAAGAUUAUACAGGGGCUCAAGUUCACAUCAGAAGACUUUGAGACUUGUGCCUUUGAGAAAGCACUCCUGCCCUUUCACAUACUCGCCCCUCGUUGCUUCGGCACAAUUGUCCGUGUAGAGACUAUCAAUUGCCCUGAUGUUGACUGACUUAGGUGACCUGAGAAAGAAAGAGCAAACUUUUAAUGUAAAAAGUAGCCUAAUAAAUACAGGUAGACCAGGAAAUGCACUCCAGUUUUAUUGCAUGUUAGUUUGUUAAACAAGUGUUGCCCAUCCACUCCACCAAACAAACUCUGCUUGUAUAUUACCUGUUUUAAACUGAUGAAUGCCAACUGUUUACGAGUAGGUUAGUGUAUGUGAGAUUUGAUCAUUUUGGUUAAUCAAUGCCCCCAAAAUUGCUAUAAAAGAGUGCCUGUUCUGCUCCAUUCUGGGCAAGUUUCAUUGAGAGAAAAAAAAAGAUUAAAAAGAAGACUUUCACACUGCUGAGCUUCAUAUCCUGCUAUCAGAAAUCAGCAGUCGAAAACAUAACAAGUUUAGUAGUCAAAGUCGUGUUGAGAGACCUGUAAUAAUAAAA
Etheostoma cragini (Arkansas darter) is the source of this 2328-nucleotide messenger RNA. RefSeq names its product katanin p60 subunit A-like 1 (gene katnal1). Gene Ontology annotation, molecular function: microtubule severing ATPase activity; microtubule binding; ATP hydrolysis activity. Gene Ontology annotation, biological process: microtubule severing. NCBI's taxonomy places the organism in Eukaryota, Metazoa, Chordata, Actinopteri, Perciformes, Percidae. Bases 142 to 1623 code for a protein of 493 amino acids. Gene Ontology annotation, cellular component: microtubule cytoskeleton. The record is from RefSeq and is a predicted model, not a curated record. The transcript is spliced from 11 exons.